Letharia columbiana is the source of this 576-nucleotide messenger RNA. RefSeq lists its product as uncharacterized. The record is from RefSeq and is a predicted model, not a curated record. Bases 1 to 576 code for a protein of 191 amino acids. Lineage: Eukaryota; Fungi; Ascomycota; Lecanoromycetes; Lecanorales; Parmeliaceae. The transcript has a single exon.
AUGUCUCUCUUGCUCCUACUCCCGCCUCCUUUCAAUGCAUCUCCCACGGCUCCGAAUGAUCAAAAUGUGCCAGUGAUUUUCAACUCGACUACGAAUGUUAUCGUACCCCACUGCUACAUUCCAGAUGGCCAAGACACCCCCGGAAUUCGUCCGACCAAUCUGAAAGGGUGCCAAGAUGCCCUCGCAGUCCUUGUCCGCACACCAGACUUCACAACACGCUUUCGCUUCAGCAAGAAUCCCAGAGCAAUGGCCAAAGAGGUCCCGGUGGGCUGGCAGCUGAGCCAUGAGUCGGAAUGCAGAAUUGUGGUCAACUGCGAAAACGAUCGCGACACGGCUGUGUUUAGAUUUGCUGAUGUUGCACGAAUUGCGAAAUUGAUUAUGGAUAACUGUGUCGGUAAACCAGAUCCUUCUGGGAGAUACCCGCUACUGGAAUGGGGUGGCGUCCAUGGAAUUGCGGAGGAGGAGACAUUCUAUGUGGCUGUUGGAAGGCCUCAGUCUUCACUGGAAUUCAAGGUGUCGAAUCAGACGGUGGUCACCAGUGGGGGACUGGUUGACGGAGGCGUUGAGUCCGCGUGA